UGUUUUCGGUCAAAAAAUUGUGAAAACAACUUGCUGACUGUCUCCGUCAACCAGUCAAAUUACUUUUAACAUAAAAGACAAAGGUGUGUCUGAGGCCGACGAAGUCACUGCCUUCGUUAUCACCUCAAAUAAAAUUCCAAGAUGACCGAACGCUUGGCCAGUCCAUCAAGCUUGUGGUCAAUACAUUCUGCCAUAUCAAUCACAACUUUGACACUGUGCACUUUGUAUUUGUUCGCCUUCGAUGGUUUAACUGAAGUUGGCAAUUUGUGGAAGUCUCCAACCAUCCCAUUACUCAUUGCAUCCGAGCUGCUCAAAUGGUUCGUCAAUGUAAAAUGGCUCAAACUUGUGGGUCGACCGAAACACAUUCCGGUUGCUGCUUAUCAGCGACAUGAAGCGCAGCUAGUCAAUCGCAUCAAAUACGCUGUCAACAUCAUCAUUACAUUAGCGGUGUUCUUCUUCGUUUAUGCAUUCGCUUGCAUUAUCUUCGGAGCCGCAAUCAUCGAACAUUUACCCGGUACAAUAAGCUUGUCGCUCGUCUUAGUUACAUUGACUGUGCUACCAUUUGUACUAUAUUUGGGUAGCCGAGCAACGUGGGAACUGUUAUUUUGUGAUGAAUUUCAGUUGACUUCCAAGUCACAGACAGCUUAUUUGGAAUAUAUCCAAAAUAAUGCCACGGCGUGUCUGUUCGGCGCAUGGAUUAGUUCGAUUGUAGUGCCACUGGAUUGGGACAGAGAUUGGCAAACGUAUCCGAUUCCGAAUGUGUGCGGUGCUAUGAUGGGAAUGGCAGUGUCGAAUGGUUACUGGCUGUUGAUGGGAGUCGGUAGUAGGUUCACAAGAAUUGAGAAAUUAUUGAAUCGCCAAAAAUCGAAUUAAAAUCGAAGAAUUUCCUAAUAAGUAUUCCAUGUUCGUUCAGAUUUACUUAGACUAGUCUGAAGUCUGAACGAAUUACAGUUUGAAUGUUGUAUAAUUUAGAGCUGGAAUAAGUUAGCACAGAGCACAAAAUGUGGUGGCAUCGUCUGGUAAGAUCUAUUGGUACCACUUGUUGUAUGUUUCGAUACCAUUGAUCUAUUUGGUACGUGAGAUAUGCAUGCUGUGUCGAAUAAUUCGAUAUGGAAUAUCUUUUGACAAAAUUUCAAAUGAACAUCAGUUACCACAAGACAAAUUACUCAAGAUGUAGAAUUGUGCGGACAUUAGUUCUUGGAUCCGGUGAAUCAAAACGUAAGCUUUGAACUAUAAAUGGAGUUUAAUUCUCAGAACGUUUUCCUAUAUUAUCGUCCAGUUCGAGUGCAUCCCACCUCAAAAAUGUCGGUGAUCUGGACAACCGUUUCAUACGAGGUUCGUUUACCAUGGAGGUUCGACUGCUCGUUGUGAUUUCGGUGGAUACUGUUCCUAUUAAAUUUUGCCGUUUUGGACUAGUGGAAAUUUCCUCGACUGCAUCAGGACACGCGUUCCACCGCAAAAAUGUUGGUGAUCUAGAAAAACGCUUCGUCGUUGCUUUUCCUUUUUCGAAUUGAUCCUCUUCUUCCGGUCCUUUCAUUUUCAUCUUGAUCAUUUGAUUGAAUUCUUCAUCCAGUCGACCAUCGAAUCCAUCAGAAAAAUCAGAGUCAGAUGAAUCGUCGUCAUAUCUGAUUAAAUAUAUUAUUGGAAUUUCAAGGUCAGACAUUUGUUUACGUUCAGCGUGAAAAAUCUCUUUUAGUUUCUUCGAAUUAUAAAUUUACUUACAUUUUGUCUAUUUUGGAGUGGGUAUCGUCACACCGUUUAGUGUUAUAACAGUUAUUCAUUUGAUUUACUUAACAUUCAGCGUACACAAAAAAUGUCCAGACAAAAUGACACUGAAAAUUCUAAACUAAAACACAUCUUUUGUACAUUAUAAUGUGUGUGCGUCGGUGUGCCUACUUUCGUUUACAGUUCCAAGGCAUAUUUUUUGAAAUUUUUAAUCAGUAACAGCGAAAAAUGAGUACCGAUAGAUGUAACCUGCAUUUGGUGCUCUGUGCUAAUUUCUACCAGAUUUGUACUUUAGACGAAGGUCUUUAAUGUUGCCAUUAGGCGUCGACUUGAAGAGAUGUACAAAGUUUACUCUCUACCGAAAAUUUUGAGAAAAUAAAUGGAAUAAAAAGCUUAAACCA
Messenger RNA from Bradysia coprophila, 2126 nucleotides. It is a transcript of the gene PIG-F, whose product is annotated as phosphatidylinositol glycan anchor biosynthesis class F. Gene Ontology annotation, cellular component: endoplasmic reticulum membrane. Lineage: Eukaryota; Metazoa; Arthropoda; Insecta; Diptera; Sciaridae. The record is from RefSeq and is a predicted model, not a curated record. Gene Ontology annotation, biological process: GPI anchor biosynthetic process.